Molecule: messenger RNA, 3935 nt
Organism: Dermochelys coriacea (leatherback sea turtle)
Lineage: Eukaryota; Metazoa; Chordata; Testudines; Dermochelyidae
Gene: UBE2QL1
Product: ubiquitin conjugating enzyme E2 Q family like 1
Exons: 2
Coding region: 2942-3901 (319 amino acids)
Source: RefSeq, a predicted model, not a curated record
AUUAAAGUUUUAAUAAUCAAAGUGUCAUUUAUAACAGAGGUAAGGAACUUUGUUUUGUUUUAAAUGAUUUUUAAAGUGAUCAGUGUUCCUUUUGGACCCCAUCCUAUUUCCACUGAAGGCAAAACUCUCACUGAGUUCACUGGAUCACUGACUUCACCUGCAGGAUAAGGCCUUUAAUGAUGCCAUAGCUGAGACAUUAAUACAGGUUGAAUCCCUUUAAUCCUGCACUCCCUGGUCCGCUAACAUCCAUGGUCCGGCAUAGGCGACGACUCCGUGGGUGCUCCAGGGCUGGCGCCAAGCUCCCCCCUCAGUCCCCUCCCCCAGCACUGCUUGCGUACCGGCGGCCUCGCGUUACCAACUCCUCCUCCUCCCUCCCAAUGCUUCCAGAGUGCUGCGAACAGCUGAUUUGUGGCAUCCAAACUCCAGGAGGGAGCGGGAGGACCUGGGGACAGCAGCUGGGACCCUGGGCGAGGGGCCGGCGGCUGAGACCUGGGGCCGGCAUCAGAGCCCCUGGGUGGGGGCCACACUGGGCACAAAGCCUGGGGGUAAUGCAUCACCCCCUGCACCACCUCUAUUUCCUGCACCUAUGGAGACCCGCUGGGACUCUGCAUUGAGCUCCCAUGGUUCGGAAAAUUCACUGAUUCAGCACUGGUCAGGUCCCAGGGUGCCGGACUAGAGAGGUUCAACCUGUAUAAUGCUACUGGUCAAUUAUUUUUAGGAUCUUGAUAUCUAAAAGCUCUUUAAAAUUAUGCCAAAUAAAAUUGUCAUUAAUUUGUUUCUUCUGUUCGUAUUAAAUUAAUCUGCAUUUUACACUAUAUAAUGUGAAAAAAUGGUUAUUGCAACUGGUCGUAACAUGCUAUAUUGUCACAUGCAGUAUCACCUGACAAAACGAGUGACCAGCUAAAUGAAUAGCAAGGAGAAAAAAAUAGGGAUGAAAAGUAAAGGGCAUCUCCAAAAUGCCUUACAGUUGUGUCAAGAAGCAGUUACUCAGAUCAAAAAAUAUGGUUGCUGCUGCUAACAUACAAGAAUUUGCACAUAUCAUUUAAGAAGCCUGCUAAAUUUCCUUCACAGUGUUUCCAAAAUGGCUUAAAGGAGUUCACAAAUCUCUUCCCAAUACAGGCCGCUCUUCCAAACCAGAGUGGAGACCAGGGCCAGAUUAACCUUUUGUGGGCCCCCCCGGAGGCAAUGGAGCAUGGUGUGGGGAGCGAAGGGCCAGCCAGGGGCAAUAGGGCAUGGCAUGGCAGGGGCAGCCCCCUCUACCCAGCCCAGUGGGAGGGCACUAUUUACAAACCAGCAGUUGCCAGAUGCACAGUGGCUGACUAGCCCUGUGCUGCCAGCAUGCCCUUUCCCCUCGGGGGGCAUGCCAUGUUGUCUUGGGGCACAGUACAAGCAGAGCAGUCCAGGUCCCCUUCUGAGCACUGGCCCGGCUCCAUGGCACCAUUGUAAACCCGGCACUGGGGGAGGCCUCCCCAGGGCAUGCCAAGGGGCAGAGGACAUCUAAUACUGUCACCGAUUUAUUCCUUCAUCAGGUACUGACUUGACUUGACAUAGAUUUUAUAGAAUAUAAUACCAACAGGGACCCACACACUGGCUAUUAUUAUGUGUUCACUGAUGAAUAGCUAUAAUUAUUCUACAGCCUUUGCCUUUCUUCCUCCCCAUCUGAAAGUGUUUCUCUCUUCCCUUUUCAGUCUUUGAAGGGGAAAGCGGCUGUAUGGAUCCAGCACCCGGCGAUCACGUUUCUGAUACGGUCGGUUGUCUUCUCUCCGUGCCCAGUCACAAGCCCAUGGGGCCACAUUAGCCUUGGCGUUUGGGGGAGCAGGUGGGCUGAGAAAUCUGUUCAUGCUGAGGGGAUGAAGGGGCGCCCAUCCCCAACUCCCCACCAUUAUUAAAGAAACAGUUUAAUUCUCCUCCAGCCAGUGGCUCCUGCCCCCGUGCCAGUAACAGCCUGGCCCCUCCCCAGUGUCCCGCCUCCUCCUCCGCGCCCACAGCAACAGACUGAGCGGCCUCUGCAAUGUCAGCUCCGCAGAAGCGGGGAACCUGCAGAAACAAGGCAGGGCGGCCGUGGCGCGGGGGCGGCUCCCCCCAAAGCGCUCUCUCCCCCUGUGCCAGGGGACGGUAAACGGAGGGAAGAGCGAAGGGCGCCUUGGGCUGCGAUCGGAGAUUCCCCUGCCCCCCUCGCCCGCCUUCCGUCAGCCCGAACUAGCCCCGUCGGCUGCGGCACACGCAGCGCCCCGAGCCUGGCUGGAGCGGCUUCCGCAACAAAGAGCCGGGGCCAGGAGCUGUCCGGCUGCCGCCGCUGAGAGGGAAACGGGGAGGCAGAGGGGGAUACUCAGGAGCCGAACAGAUCCCAGCGCUCGCAGGGAGAAACCUGCAGCCGGCAGAAUCGAGAGCGAGAUUAACCCAGCAGCUGGAGGAGGAGGGAAAUCUGGUCCCUGAGCAGGUCCAAGGCUAGCGAGGGGAGGGGAGGGGAGGGGAGGGAAGGGGGGGGGACGGGGACGGGGACGGGGACGGGGAAGAGGCAGCGAAGGGUAAAUCCCGCGGGCAGAGCUCGUGGCGUGGCGUGGCGUGGCUCGAUAUUAAGUGCAGGUUAGUAGGGAAGCAGCCGGCCAUCUGCAGGAGAAGCACCUCUCGGGGGGGAGGGAGGGGCGUGGAGAGGGUCCCCCCUUUCGAGGGCGGCUAUGGCCGUAGCGGUGGAGCUCUGGUGACUCCGGGAGCGGCUACAGUGCUGCAAUGCUGCCAGCAGCAGCCCCGGUGAAAGGCGGCGUCUGAGCAGAAGCAGCGUCGCCUCUCCCCAUCGUCUUUCUGUCUCUCCCGCCCUCCGUGCUCCGGCCUCACACGUCUCCGUCGCCCUCGCUCACGCCGAGGAGCGCCCUGCUCUCUGCAGAGGGGCCACGCCGGGGCUCGCCGAGCAGCGGCUGCAGCAGAAACCGCCGAACACAACAUGGCCACUCUGCUCCGGAAAAUCGGGCUCAUCCGACUGCACAACAGGGACACGGAGGAUCCCAAGCACCAUCAUCACCACCACCGCAGCAGCCAGCAGGGCUCCUCGCUCCGAGCCAAGGGCAGCCAGAAGAACAGCAGCAACAAGCAGCAGGGCAGCGCCGGCUGCAGCAGCAGCAGCAGCAGCAGCCCCAGCAAGGAGGGCAGCCCAGCGGGCAACAGGGCCAAGAAAGUGCUGGAGCUCUCCAAGCAGCCGCCGCAGCAGCCUGGCUCGGGAGGCCACAAGGAGAAGCCCCCGCACCACGGCGCCAAGGAGCCCGGCCCGGCCAAGGAGCCCAAGCCGCAGCUGCUGCCGGGGGGGAGCAGCAGCGGCCGGGCCGGCUCUGCCCCGCUGGUGCCGCCCCCGUCGGGCUCUGCCCCCGUGGCGACCCUGGGCAGGCAGCAGCACUGCACGCAGGUGCGGAGCCGGCGGCUGAUGAAGGAGCUGCAGGACAUCGCCCGGCUGAGCGACCGCUUCAUCUCGGUGGAGCUGGUGGACGAGAGCCUGUUCGACUGGAACGUGAAGCUGCACCAGGUGGACAAGGACUCGGUGCUGUGGCAGGACAUGAAGGAGACCAACACCGACUUCAUCCUGCUCAACCUCACCUUCCCCGACAACUUCCCCUUCUCGCCGCCCUUCAUGAGGGUGCUCAGCCCCCGCCUGGAGAACGGCUACGUGCUGGACGGCGGGGCCAUCUGCAUGGAGCUGCUCACCCCUCGCGGCUGGUCCAGCGCCUACACCGUGGAGGCGGUCAUGAGGCAGUUCGCAGCCAGCCUGGUGAAGGGUCAGGGUCGUAUCUGCAGAAAAGCUGGCAAAUCAAAAAAGUCCUUCAGUCGUAAGGAAGCUGAAGCAACAUUUAAGAGUUUAGUGAAGACCCAUGAAAAAUACGGGUGGGUCACUCCUCCCGUUUCUGAUGGCUGAUAUUUGCAACCUACACAUCAAUGCUAAACAAAAC